AUGAGUCUAUUGAAGAUCCCUUUCAUCAUAGCUCCGGCCAUUGGCAUACAUUGCUCGGCCAGGUCUCCUUCUCAGCCACCAUCAUCAGAAGAGAAAGUGGUACCCUCCACCACCUUGGAGUUCUUCAGCAGAUGGGUUUUCGAACGGCGCGGUUUAGAUUUCAUAAAGGGCAGCAUAUGGGCAGCAUCGUCUGCUGAAGUGGCAGCUAUCCUCGUCACGCAUGUAGAUCCUUCGCAUAUUCCAGAGUAUGGAGCUAGAGCUGUGCUGCUUUUGCGCGCUCUUCACCCUACGCCUAUAACCCCGGUUUUCCUCACUGGCAGUCUUGCUGUGACGAUCGGCGGCUUGUUCAGACUUUAUUGUUCGUCGACGCUAGGGAAGCAGUGGAGCUUCCCACUUAGCAUCAGAAAAGAGCACCGGCUUAUCACAAGUGGGCCUUAUUCGGUCGUCCGCCAUCCAAGUUAUACAGGUUACCUUCUCCAAUAUGUCGGGAUCAUCGCUAUGUAUGUAAGCAAAGGGUCUUGGAUGAGAGAGUCCGGGGUUCUACAGGUGCCUAUCGUGAAAGUGCUAGCAGGUGUUUGUUUCUUUUUGCUUACAGCGUUUGCUGGGACUGCCAUCCAACGGCCUCCUACGGAGGACAAGAUGCUCCAGCGUGCUCUGGGAGAAGAAUGGGAGAAUUGGGCGAGGAGGGUGAAAUACCGAUUAAUUCCUGGGAUUUAUUGA
Suillus clintonianus is the source of this 720-nucleotide messenger RNA. RefSeq lists its product as uncharacterized. The transcript has 2 exons. Gene Ontology annotation, cellular component: membrane. Gene Ontology annotation, molecular function: protein C-terminal S-isoprenylcysteine carboxyl O-methyltransferase activity. The coding region runs from base 1 to 720 and encodes 239 amino acids. Gene Ontology annotation, biological process: C-terminal protein methylation. The record is from RefSeq and is a predicted model, not a curated record. NCBI's taxonomy places the organism in Eukaryota, Fungi, Basidiomycota, Agaricomycetes, Boletales, Suillaceae.